CACCGCGUCAGUUUUUAUGGCGCCUGCCGGGUCGUGGUGACGAAAGCAGUUGCCAUGGAGUUGCCCUGAGUAACCGUGAGGCAGUGGCACGCCAAGACUGGCGAGGAAGCGACUGCGGAAAAACCUCAGCUUUACUUUAGCUAACAAAUUGGAAACCAUCUGAUAAGACAAUUCACACCACAUUGCAAGUGACUGAUAAGAACAUAGUGUUCAUCCCGCUCAGGGAGUAUUUCCAUUUUAACCAGAAACAAUCCCUGAACCCACAGGAAUGAAUCCCUAACAGUGGAGUUUCAGGCAUCAGUGACAGGUGAGAGGUAGACUCUGGUUUUGUGUGUGUGUAUGUUUAUAUGUGUAUGAUGUGUAUGCCUACAUUCAGGACAGGGCUGAAAGUAGGGUCUUUGGAUGGAAAGGUAAUGGAGCUGACACCAAAGCCAAGCGGAGAAGGUGGCAAAUCCCCAGCUGGGCCAGACUGAGAGGGGCAGUCAGACACCAAUCAGAUGUGGUGCAGGCCCUCAGGGAUUUGUUAAGCAAUAGAAUAGCCCAGUUGAUGUCACCAGAGGGUGGGUAUCAAGACAGUCUCCAUGGUAGCUACUGUAGAGUAACAGAAAGGGUCUCAGACUCAGGAGAUUAUGACUGCAGUCUACAACUGACUCAUUGGCUUAACUCCAGGCAAGUCCUUUUACCCCUUGGGUUUCAAUUUCUUCAUCUGGCAUUUUCCAGACAAAGAAAUGGGUGUUACAACUCUCAAAUGAGUUCUAAGAGAUGUGAAGGUGCUCUGAGAAGUAGAAAGUGCUCUAUACAUGCAAGGAAUAGUGAUUCAUAUCUUAAAAUGGAAAUACAGCCAGGCAGGCCUAGAGUAGUAGAGGACAUAAAGCAGGGAUGGAAGACUAGGGGGAAACCUGAAGGCCAGUGUACUUGAAACGCCUUUCUCUGUCCUCCCCAGGCUGAACCCGGACUCCCAGGGCACCUGCUUUCACCUGAUGAAUGAUGGCCUGAACUAUGAACAAACGGGACUAUAUGAACACUUCGGUACAGGAGCCCCCUCUUGACUACUCCUUCAGAAGCAUCCACGUCAUUCAAGACCUGGUAAAUGAGGAGCCAAGGACAGGACUACGACCACUGAAGCGUUCAAAGUCAGGGAAGUCACUGACCCAGUCCCUGUGGCUGAAUAACAAUGUUCUCAAUGAUCUGAGAGACUUCAACCAGGUGGCUUCACAGCUGUUGGAGCACCCAGAGAACCUGGCCUGGAUCGACUUGUCGUUUAAUGACCUGACUUCCAUUGACCCUGUCCUAACAACUUUCUUCAACCUGAGUGUCCUCUAUCUUCAUGGCAACAGCAUCCAGCACCUGGGGGAGGUGAAUAAGCUGGCUGUCCUUCCUCGGCUCCGGAGCCUGACACUGCAUGGGAACCCCAUGGAGGAAGAGAAAGGGUAUAGGCAAUAUGUGCUGUGCACCCUGCCCCAUAUCACCACGUUCGACUUCAGUGGGGUCACCAAAGCAGACCGCACCACAGCUGAAGUCUGGAAACGCAUGAACAUCAAGCCCAAGAAGGCCCGGAUCAAGCAGAAUACACUUUGAGGCUCCCACGACCCUAGUAGUCCUAAAGGCCUGAGAAUAGACAGCAUGGUUUGACAAUAAAUGAUUUGAGCUGUUGAGCAGAUGAGAAGUCACUUACACCUUGUAGAGAUGUUCUCUAACUCAUGCAACUGCAAGUAGCUCUAGCCUUUUCUUUUUUUUUUUUUUGAGACAGUCUCACACUGUUGCACAGGCUGGAGUGCAGUGGCACGAUCUUGGCUCACAGGAACCUCUGCCUCCCAGGUUCAAGAGAUUCUCCUGCCUCAGCCUCUCCAGUAGCUGUGAUUAUUGGUGCACACCACCAUGACCGGCUAA
Molecule: messenger RNA, 1890 nt
Organism: Piliocolobus tephrosceles (Ugandan red Colobus)
Lineage: Eukaryota; Metazoa; Chordata; Mammalia; Primates; Cercopithecidae
Gene: LRRC51
Product: leucine rich repeat containing 51
Exons: 5
Coding region: 1000-1578 (192 amino acids)
Molecular function (GO): protein binding
Source: RefSeq, a predicted model, not a curated record